GGUGGCGGUGGACGUUGCUCUUCGUCGUGGACGUGCGCGAAUGGAGGGAUGCGAUGGGGGUGGUCGUGCUGUGCUGUCGCCGACGGAGAGGACAGCUGUCGCGGCGGCUGCCAUUGCCGUAGUCCGUCGAUACGAAGUGGAGAGGGCGGCGGGCCGCAUGAAGGCAGCGCUUUCCAGGCGGCGACACAGGCUUCUGCUGCAGAGGGUGUUGGACGCCCCGAACUGCAUCACGACUUCGGAGGCCGUGGUUCAGCUGUGCGCUGCAAUCGGCUCCGAUGUGCUUCCCUGGGCGACGCCACGUUGGUGGAUGAGGCGGGGAACUGGCGGGACUUGGGAGGAUUUGCGGGUGUGCGAUGACGCGACGGAUGACUACUUCCGGAAAAAGCUCCGCAUGUCGAGGAGAGUGUUCAUGGAGAUCACCGAAGCCUGUGCGCCUCAUUUGCAACGACAGGUCACGUUUUACAGGGAGCCGCUUCAGCCGGAUCAGAUCGUCGCGUACGCGCUGUAUAGGUGGGCAACAGGAGAGUCGUAUGACAACAGCACAUCAUCGUUCGGCAUUGGCAGAGCAUCCGGAGUUCGAGCCGUGCGCGAUGUGACAGCCGCGUUGUUCAGGGUCUACGGGGACAAGAUAUCGUGGCCGAUGGGGCUGCCAAGUCUGUCGAAGCGCGCGAAAGAGGGAACGCUUUUUCGCGGGCCGCCUGUAACGCUGCCGGGAGGGGUGAGGACGAACGGAUACAUCUUGGGCGACAACGGGUAUCCUCCUUCAGAAUGGAUAGUGGUGCCGUACGGAGGAAUCAAUCAGCACCCGAACGAGGAAAGGUUCGACAACAAACAGAAGGUCGCUAGAGGUGUUGUGGAGAGGGCGUUCGGGAGGUUGAAGGGGAUGUGGAGGCUCUUCCUGCGGUCGCACAAGACGAACUUGGACACUCUACCGCAGCAGUUCACGGCCGUCUGCAUUCUCCACAACAUCCUGCUCGAUGCUGGAAUCGAGUUCGACGAAAACUUGUUGUGGGAGGUCGACGAGAACGGGGUGAGGCGGCGAGUGGACCUGGGUGCACGGCUCGAACUCCGGAUGCUCUGCCAAUGUCGAACGUAUUGGAGCAGCGGAGUGAAGCCACCCCUAUCGCCCCAACCCCGGAGCGAUAGGGGUGGCUUCACUCCGCUGCUCCAAUACUUGUUGUGGGAGGUCAACGAGAACGGGGAAUUCGCAUUUGGCACUAUUCAAGUUUUCUUGUUUCCGAUGGAGACCUAUGAGCGCGAGUUGCUUGAAGCUGAAGAAGGAGCAUCAUGUAGUAGCCCGAGUGCAUCUAGCUCGUCCGACGAAAGCUUCUGCAUUGAAUCUGUGACAAAGUCGAGGGCGGGACGGAGUAGUUCAGGAGCGCGUGGGAAGAAAGACAAGGAUGUGACGGUGGAGAAAGCUCAAAAGAGAGUGAGCAGGGAGCGAAAGAGUUUGGCACCGACGAAAACCGGAAGCGAGAAUAAACAGCUGUCGGAAGAGGAAGAGCUGUUUUAUGAAGAAGCUUUAUCUCUUGCGAAAGAGUCGGGAUUGUCAUCGUGGAAACUCUCACAUUGCAAAGCGUUUCUGAAAAAGCAUGGGGGAACCGUCAGCGGCAAAAAGGCAGACCUACUGUCGAAAAUCGAGCAGAUCUGCAGGGAGGGAGGAGGAGGGAGGGUGCCACGUGGAAGGAGGGAAGAGGGAGGAGGGAGAAGGGAAGUUAUGGCGGACAGGGAGGGAGGGAGGCGAUCUGGCAGGAGGGAGGAGGAGGGACGUGUGCCACGUCUAAGGAGGGAGGAGGGAGGAGGGAGGAGGGAGAAGGGAAGUUAUGGUGGACAGGGAGGGAGGGAGGCGAUCUGGCAGGAGGGAGGAGGGACGGGUGCCACGUCUAAGGAGGGAGGAGGGAGGAAGGGGAGAGGAGAUAUGGUGGCCAGGGAGGGAGGUGAUCUGGCGGGAGGGAGGAGGGAGGACUAUGGCAGGAAGGAGGAGGGAGGCACUCUGGCGGGAGGGAGGAGGAAGGCUAUGGUGUAAGGGAUGACAACAGCGGGAUGGAGGAGGGAGGACUGUGGCGGRAGGGAGGAGGAAGGCUAUGGUGUAAGGGAUGAC
This is a messenger RNA of Chara braunii, 2101 nucleotides long. The record is from the annotation of a GenBank genome assembly. Lineage: Eukaryota; Viridiplantae; Streptophyta; Charophyceae; Charales; Characeae.